Galleria mellonella (greater wax moth) is the source of this 1388-nucleotide messenger RNA. RefSeq names its product complement component 1 Q subcomponent-binding protein, mitochondrial (gene P32). The transcript has 5 exons. The record is from RefSeq and is a predicted model, not a curated record. Gene Ontology annotation, cellular component: mitochondrial matrix. Gene Ontology annotation, biological process: cytosolic ribosome assembly. The coding region runs from base 138 to 965 and encodes 275 amino acids. Lineage: Eukaryota; Metazoa; Arthropoda; Insecta; Lepidoptera; Pyralidae.
UAUAUGUGGCAACUUUUAGUAACCGGCCAGGUCAAGUAAAACUCAAUUGUUAUAAUAGAAUUUAAUUUCAAAUUCUUUUUGUCAAUUUCUUGAAACUUACUAAAUAAAUAUAUUUUUAUUCCUCAUAAUUAUUAAAAAUGAAUGGUUUGGUUAAAACCGCUCAUAGGGUUAUACAAAGUUGCGUGAAACACUCGAGUUUAUCGAGUGUCCUGGUGACCCGUUCCCAAGCCCCAGUGAAACGUGAUUUCACAAGGGGAAUAUGGCACAUGAGCUGUUCCAAGAGACUUGACGGCCCUUCUGCACCUACUGGAUUAUUACACAAUCAUUCCAAUACGUGUAGUUGUGGGUGCGGUCUUAAAGCUCUCCACACAAAAGGUGAAAGAGAACUGGUAGAGUUCCUCACUGAAGAAAUAGUGGCAGAACGCAAAGCACAAAAGGUGAAGACAUUGCCCAGUGAUGUGGAGGGGUUCACAGUGAAGGGAGACGGAGCAGAGGUUGUACUCAGCAAACAACUUAAAGAUGAGCUUAUCAGAAUAACCUUCAAUGUAAACCACACAGUAGACUCUGAUGACUUUGAGGGUGACAUACAGCAGGAGAAGCAGGAGUUUGCCGAGAUGCGCUCAAAGCCACAGUUUGAAGUUGACAUUGUCCGUGGAGACACUACACUCGGGUUCACCUGCUCAUUCCUGCAGGAGCCGCCACCGACCAGUGGUGAUGAAUACAAUGAUAUAUUCGGCAUCGACGAGGUGACGAUCUACAAAGGCGACUGGAACGACAAGGUGUACGCAGUCGCCGGCGACGUGCUGGACGGGUAUCUUUAUGAUCUGCUGAUGAAUCUGCUAGAAGAGAAGGGCAUCAGCAACGAUUUCGUCCAAAAGUUAUCAGACUUCAGUACAGCGUACGAGCACGCCGCCUACAUCAAUUUACUGGAGACCAUCUCCAAAUUCACCAUCGGCAAACAGUAGUGUCUUCUCUCCAGAACUGAUUCCGACUGACAAAAGAAAAAGAGUGAACGAUAUCGUCGGAAAAUUUUGUCCUAACAGAAAUAGUUUAUAUUAAAAAAUGUUAUUUCUUUUCACAGACCAUUAUUGUAUAAAAAUUAAAUUAUAAUUCAUUAGUUUUCAAUACAAAUAAAAUGUAUGAAUGUUUCAUAUUUCACAGAAUGAAAUAUUUUGGUUUUGUACAUUUGGGACGUUUUGCAGUUUAUACUUAUCGUGUUACAGAAUAUACUCGAAUUUAAACAUCUCUAUAGAACAGGUCAAGGAGAGAUGCAUUUAUUCGCUCGGCGACAGCUUUAAGUUAGUUAGUUUAGUUAGUUGUACAAGCGCCGGUUGCUGUGUUAAUUAUGUUUAGUUAUAAUUUGUCUGAUUAUAAAUUGUUCCAAUUAA